Molecule: messenger RNA, 3075 nt
Organism: Anoplopoma fimbria (sablefish)
Lineage: Eukaryota; Metazoa; Chordata; Actinopteri; Perciformes; Anoplopomatidae
Gene: zc3h3
Product: zinc finger CCCH-type containing 3
Exons: 12
Coding region: 40-2838 (932 amino acids)
Cellular component (GO): nucleus
Molecular function (GO): metal ion binding
Source: RefSeq, a predicted model, not a curated record
UUCGUCGCAUUUUGAUGACGAAACGUUUUGGUUGUAAACAUGGAGGAGAGAGAAGCGCUGAAGAGGCAAAUUGAACUUCUACAAAAUCUCAUCAAUAAACAUAAGAGUGUCCAUGGCGACACCCCGUUUGCAAGAGAUGAGCAGAGGCAUCCGGACGCUCCAACGUCAGCCAGAGGCAGAGGUCACAGCACAUCUGUCGUCCAACCUCACAGCUCCAGAGGGGGAGCGUAUGCUCCUCAAAGCCGUGGAAGUUGGAGGAAAACGUACUCGCUGAGCAACAAGAACCCCCAACCAUCUCUUGGACAUCCCUCAGCUUCUACUCCCUCUACUGUACAUCAGUCUAGUUCCCACAGUGUAUCUGACAGCACCUCACUGCCCAGCCACAGCAGAGGAGAGGAGAGGCAAAGAAUCACCACUGCCAUCUUAUCAUCAGGGAUCCCUCAACACAAGGGAGAGCGACAUGUAAACAGUAUCACAGGGGGAGUUGCAAAUGAGGAAAAAAACACGGAUACUCUUAGAAAAACAGGAGCAGCUGUGUCUCAGCAUGAAGAUGGAAAAGGAGAUUCAAGAGCAACAGGCACUAGUGAGCAACAUACAACGCUUCUUAGACAGACUGAAGAUCUGAAGGAGAAGACUGAAAGCAGGAGUGUAGUCCUGCCAGAAAAGAAAGUCAGUUCUUUAGAAGUGCCGUCCCCAAUUAAGGCCAACACAUCGACCAGUUUGCAGAGCAUCCCUCAAACACGGACCAAACCUACCCAGACAUGCAAAGCCAGCACUGAGACUAAACCAACUAUUACUCAGAAAACUCCAGCAGUUCCUAAUAUUAACAAAAAUGUAUCAAAACAUUCAAUCGACCCCGAAUCUCACACCAGCCAGGGCCAAGUCAAUGCAUCUUUUUUGAAGAAAUCUAAGUUCACUUGGGUGAAGAGCCACAACGUGAGAGGAGUGGGGCCCAAACAAGCUAGUUCCAUUUCCUCACCCACAGGCAAAGCUGUAACUGCUCCCCCAGCUUCAGUCUCAAAAGCUGGAGUUGCCAGUGGAAGCUCCCCCUUACUCACAGUGAAGAGAACGCCCGGCAAGAAGUUGCCUCGAAAACUAAGCUCACUCAAUGUAACCCCCAAGACCUCCAAGUACAGAUGGGUCUCCAUCUCCGCCGGAGCCCAAGCCAAAACACCCCGAAAGUCAAUAUCGCCCAAAGCCCUGACUCUUUCCCAAAGAGCUCUGGAGAAGGGAGAGGUUACCAAGAAACUCAGAGCAGAAGAUAAGAUGAAAAAGGGAGCCACGGGUUCCUCUGCCAACUCCUCACUGAGCAGCCGCUACCGCUGGAAGGCUGGAGGUCAGAGCACUACUGGGGCAGCAACCGGAGGGGCAUCCGUGGCUCGUCGUAGAUCUGCCUUCCACUGGACGUCAGAAAGAAGCGGGAAAGGAGGGCUCGCUGUUUCCCCAUCUGUAACCCAUCGUUCCUACCUGAUGCCAUCCUCCUCCCCUGCUGGGUUCAAGCUCCGCAGCAGGAUGAAAAUCAUUAGGAAGUCUGCUACUGGUGGAAGUGGGUCAGAGAUAAAGUACUCCCCGCGGGGCCGGGUGCACAGCUCGACCAGGAGUCCCAUAGGAGUGAGGAGGACACCCUCCAGGGAACUUGUGUCUUUUGGUCGACACAAGUUGAGGCGCCUCUCCCCCACCUCAUCAAGGACAAGUCCCGCCUCCUCCUCCUCCCACCGUAGCACCGCCUCUCAGCGGGUGUUUAGGACACGCUACAAGAUGGUGACCCGCCCGGGCUCCAGCACCGCACACGCCCUCCACUACAACCCCGCCCUCUCCUGGAGAGCCAAGAGGAUCCAGUCUGCCAGGAGUUUCCUUCAGAGCCGUAUGCGAGCUCCCCACGACCGACACCCGUCGUCCACCCAGCACUGGAGAGGAAGCAGCAUGUGCUGGAUCCGGGGUUCCCUGUACCGGGUGUCAGCCAACAAGCUGUCCCGCACCGUGGCGUCCAGCAUGUCCAUCAACCGAACAGGAAGGUCUUUCAGCACCUCCCAGGUCUCAUCCAUGAGUCCUGCUUUCAACCGGCCCUUCAGUCCUCGUCAUUUAGCCAGCCGCGCGGUCCAGCGCAGCCUCGCCAUAAUCCGACACGCUCGUCAGAAGAAGCAACAGAAGCAGUACUGCAUGUACUACAACCGCUUCGGCAAGUGUAACCGGGGCAACAGCUGUCCCUACAUCCACGACCCAGACAAGGUUGCAGUCUGCACCAGGUUCCUGCGAGGGACGUGCAAGCAGGCAGACGGGACCUGCCAGUUCUCUCAUAAGGUGGCCAAGGAGAAGAUGCCGGUGUGUUCCUACUUCCUGAAGGGAAUCUGUAACAACAGCGACUGUCCCUACAGUCAUGUCUACGUGUCCCGCAAAGCUGAAGUGUGUGAGGACUUUGUCAAAGGCUACUGUCCCGAAGGAGAGAAGUGUAAGAAGAAACACACUCUGGUGUGUCCAGACUUCUCCAAGACGGGAUCCUGCCCUCGAGGGGCCCGCUGCAAGCUGCAGCACCGCCAACGAGCCAAACGAAGCGCCAGCAACACCUCCACCUCCACCACCACCACCCCGGCCAAGAGAGCCCGAACCAAGGAGCCCUCUAAGAGGUCAGGGAAGCAGACUGUUCAAAGGCCCCGCCUCUUUGUCGCCAUGCCGCAGGGCUGUCAGGCAGCUCCAGGGACUCCAACCAAAGGUCCUCUGGCGCUGCCGUCUUUUAUCUCCCUCUCCAGCUCACCAGAGGAGGCAGACGCACCUGAAACACUGCGGGCCGAGAGCUCACAGGUUAAAGAGAAAAAACUGCAGAUCAAGCCUCGUCUGUGAGACUACAGAGACCAGCAGCACUGGAGUUGAAAAGCACUCAUCGAUGAUUUCUGUGCUCCAGGUUUGUCCUGACAGGUGUAACUGUGUCUCCUCCAUCUGAAUUACUUCACUCAGGGCCAGAAAGUUUUAUUUUCUAUAUCUAUACUAUAUACAUAUGUUUUACAUAUCAAUCUUGGUGUUAACAGUACGAUUUUUUUCUCAUCAGGUUGUGUAAAUUUUUAAAAAUAAAAAUAAAAU